GAAGUCUAAAUGUAGCGUAUGUCUUUCAGAGGUUUGGUGCCAAUCUGGAAGCGAACAGGUCGCUGUAAAAAUGUGAUUUAUUUUGAAACCUGCUGACCUGGCGAGGUUGUGCGUGAGGUUUGAGACUCGCUACGUAGAAACCAGCUCUAGUGAAAUAUACGCAACACCCUUGGAAGUUAUAUCUUUGCUGUGUAUUAUUUUCUGUAAUCGGCUAACGCUUUUUAAUUCGUUAUCUGCUGCAAGAAGACCUCUAUUAAUUGCACUACAGUUCAAUGGAAUUAAAUUUUAUUUACAACAUAAAAAAGCUAUGAGGAAAUACUGUACGAAAGUGGGACUGUAAAACUUAUAAAAAAUUGCAAAUACAAUUUGAGUUAUAUAUAAUGUUAAAAGAAAUCAAUAACAAAAGCAGAGAAGUAAUGAAAAAACAAAAACAUUUUAUUGGACUAUUUAUGGGGGCCGUAAAAGAAGUGUUGAUGGCAGGCCAUUGAAAAUCGAUAUUAGCCAUAAAAAGUAUGUCUACUCCUUGUUCCGACAACAGUAACAAGUGAAUGUCGAAUGUGAACGUGCUGAUCGCAACGAAGAAAUCGCAAGAAAAAAUAAAUUAAAACUGUACUUGCUUAAACGCAGUUAAGUGAAAAGAAACCUAAAGAACACAGUGCCUGAUAUAAAUAUAUCAAGAAAUACUUGUGAGAAGUAAAAAAAAGGAAUAGUCCUGCAAUGCAUAAAUUAACGUUGCUUUCACUUUGCCUCAUCGUGGUCACAACCUUCGCGGCCUCCACGAAUAAUUUACUCCGCAGCACAGAGUUGCAUUUGCUGCAAAUAAUGGUGGAUACGCGUGAUCAUCAGCGCGCCAAUCCAGAACAGAGCAUAGCUUGCUUUGAUUAUUAUUUGCAAUUGCUCGAUGAUCUGAGCCUGGAGUAUAAGGAAAAUUACAACGCCUGCUUGGCCUCGGCCGAUGCAGACAGAACCGAGAUCGAUAUUGGCACACAACCAAAACGUGAUGAGAUAGAAGCAGCGGCAACGUUGUCAUGUAACGCGCUCCAUCAGUGUUCGCAGCUUAGUAGUUCCAUUGAGUAUUUCGAAUGUUUCGCGAGAGAUGCUAAAGAAAGUUAUGAGAGUUCAUUUAAGAUUUCAGCAGACUCUGCUGAAACCCUAGCGGAUGUAAGUGAAAAAUAUCGCGUAAUUGAAACUACCGAAAAUCGCUGUACGAACGCCUCCGAACGUGCUUAUUUGGAGAAGACCUAUAAGACUAAUAUGGAUUUGCAAAGCUGUUUGAGGGGCGAGUCAUCAGUUCCCACAGUUGCCCCUACUGAUGCGCCAACAGAUGUACCAACCGAUGCGCCAACAAAUGCACCAACCGAUGCGCCAACAAAUGUACCAACCGAUGCGCCAACAUAUGCGCCAACAGAUGCACCAACCAUUGCACCAACAGAUGCACCCACUGAUGCACCUACAGAUGCGCCAACAGAUGCACCAACCGUUGCACCAACAGAUGCACCAACCGUUGCACCAACAGAUGCACCCACUGAUGCUCCAACCGUUGCACCAACAGAUGCACCUACAGAUGCGCCAACAAAUGCUCCAACCGAUGCACCAACAGAUGCGCCAACAGAUGCACCUACAGAUGCGCCAACAAAUGCCCCAACCGAUGCACCAACAGAUGCGCCAACAAAUGCCCCAACCGAUGCACCUACAGAUACACCAACAACUGAUGAGGAUUUUAUGCCUGAAGAAGAUCUCUUUGACACGCUUAUGCAACGCCUCGGCAAGCUAAAAGCCCGAGCCGCAUUGAGAAAGCACUAAAUUGGUCUGAAAAUUGUCAUAGAAAAUUCACAUUAUUAUUUAAAAAAUACGACCACACAAUUUCAUGAAAA
Ceratitis capitata (Mediterranean fruit fly) is the source of this 1874-nucleotide messenger RNA. RefSeq lists its product as uncharacterized. Lineage: Eukaryota; Metazoa; Arthropoda; Insecta; Diptera; Tephritidae. The transcript is spliced from 2 exons. The coding region runs from base 718 to 1803 and encodes 361 amino acids. The record is from RefSeq and is a predicted model, not a curated record.